AUGGAGAGGCUUUGCGACAAAGAGAUCAGAGACCUGAUAUGUAUAAACAAACCACUGCACACCAACCAACACGCCUACAGUGAAGGCAAAUCAACGGAAUCAGCACUCCACAGCGUCGUAAGUCGCAUUGGUAACUCGCUAAACUCAAAGCAGCCUACCCUAGGUGCCUUCAUAGACAUCGAAGGGGCCUUUGAUAAAACGAACUUUACCAGUAUCAGUCGCGCUCUUGCCAUACAUGGAGUACCAACAACUCUCAUAGAAUGGAUAAACAACAUGCUGAAAAACCGUGCAAUCCAGUUCACUGUAAACACUACCUUUGGGAUCGUAAGUAGAGGAUGUCCACAAGGAGGGGUCCUGUCGCCACUCCUGUGGAACUUAGUUGUUAAUGAACUCAUUGAGGAGCUCAACGACAACGACCUCUACACGGUAGGUUACGCAGACGACAUUGCCGUACUUAUAUCAGGAAAUUUUGAGGGAACCUUAUGCGAUUGCAUGAGAGAAGCCUUCAGAACAAUAGAGAGAUGGUGCGAAAACCAUGAACUCUCCGUGAAUCCUUCUAAAACAGAACUCAUCAUGUUCACCAACAAAAGAGCUCCAGGUACUUUCAAUUUACCGAAACUCUUUAAUACAGAGCUUAAACUUAAGGAGGACGUCAAGUACUUGGGAGUCAUACUAGACAGCAAACUUCUCUGGAAUAAACACCUUGAUCACAAAAUUAACAAAAGCACAAUUGCAUUCUAUCAAUGCAGGAAAAUGCAUAAAUGGGGUGUCUCCCCAAAAAUAACUCUCUGGCUAUACACAUCAGUAAUAAGACCAAUGCUGAUGGCUCCAAAACACAGAACAGGAGCGGCACAUUCCCUUGACCUCAACAUGAACUUACCGCUCGGCAAACACAGUUCGUGUGCCCUGACCGAGGCAGCAAAAGCUGUAUACAGGUUAGGGGUCAACAAUUUCAACAUUAAAUUCAUAUCGGACAGUGCAGCCGUGCUUAAAGCACUACAGAACAUUUCGCCUGCGUGUGCCCAGCUGAUCUUCCUCAUGGAGCCACCACCUCGGUUGUCGUUCUCUAACAGCUCCGGAGCUAAGGUGUCGUGUGCUGCACACGGGUCUCCUCUGCCAACUAUAUCCUGGAUGACAGAAGAUGGUGUACCAGUCACUGACGUUCCUGGACUUAGGGAAGCCUUACCAAAUGGCACGCUGUGGCUUGGGCCAUUCUCAGCAGCCCAGUACCGCAGUGACGUGCAUGCAACUGUGUACCGCUGUCGCGCCGCCAGCACAGUGGGAGUUAUACUCUCCCGCGACAUGAGACUGGAGGCUGUCAUGGAUUCCACAUGGGAGGUCCGGGUGCAGUCAAGUCAUGGUGUGGCCGGGGGUGCAGCAUUGCUGACGUGCUCGGUGCCAGCAGUGGUGCGAGGUCACGUCACCGUCACCAGGUGGUUCAAGGAUGGAGCGGAACUGGCUCCAAUGGCAGCUGAAGCCGGUGGUCGGUAUAUAGUGGGAGGCAGCCGGGGCGACGUAUUGGUAGUACGGGAUGCGAGACCUGACGAUCCCAGUUCAUACUCGUGUGAGGCACAGCAUGCGCUUACUGGUGAAAAACGGAAGAGUGUACCAGCUGCCGUCACAGUGCUUCAUGCAACAGGAAGCAUGGCGCCCCGCAUGCUAACAGUAUCGGAAGAGGAGGUGGUGCCCCAGGGAGGUGACAUAAGGCUGGUGUGCUGCGCCAUAGGAAACCCACCACCUACUUACAGUUGGUUUCGUCACUCCAACGGACGUCUUAGCCCGGUCUCCAACAGCAUCAGGAUAUCAGUAUCAGAACAAGUUCUCAUCAUUCGAAGAGCACAGUCAUCAGAUGGAGGGGUGUGGACGUGUCGAGCUCACAAUCAGUAUGGAGAACAGAGAAGGGACGCCAGGCUGAGGGUACGGUCGAGACUGGUAGUGACUGUUCAACCACAGCUGCAGAUAGCGAAUUCGGGCAGCUCAGUGACGUUCAACUGUUCAGUGGAAGGUGGGGAGGCGAGGAUAAGAUGGCUUCACGACGGCGUGCCGGUAGGGGGUGCAGAGCGAGUACUGAGGGUGCACUCAGUGAUGCGAGUUCACCGCGGGAUGUACCAAUGUUUUGCAGAGAGAGACUUGGACUCGGCGCAGGCUGCUGCUGAACUGCGAUUAGGAG
Messenger RNA from Achroia grisella, 2170 nucleotides. Its product is annotated as cell adhesion molecule Dscam2-like. Gene Ontology annotation, biological process: cell-cell adhesion. The transcript is spliced from 9 exons. The annotation marks the transcript as partial. The record is from RefSeq and is a predicted model, not a curated record. NCBI's taxonomy places the organism in Eukaryota, Metazoa, Arthropoda, Insecta, Lepidoptera, Pyralidae.